Messenger RNA from Meloidogyne enterolobii, 511 nucleotides. The record is from the annotation of a GenBank genome assembly. NCBI's taxonomy places the organism in Eukaryota, Metazoa, Nematoda, Chromadorea, Rhabditida, Meloidogynidae.
AUGAGUUGUAUAGGAGCCCAUUUAUUCGAUCUGAUCUCUAUUUAUUAUAGGAGGUCAAUUCAAGCAGACAUCAACGCAAUUAAAAGGCACAUAGAUUCUGGCAGGGAAUAUUGCUCACUUCCGAUAAUUGUGUCAGAGGCAAUCAAAAAUUUAUGGAGAGAUCCAGCAGUGCGUGUGGCUUAUGAAAGGCGGUGUGAUUAUCAUAUACAAGACAGCGCUUCAUAUUUCUUCGACAACAUCGACAGGAUAGCAGCAAAAGAUUACAGACCUACUUGUCGAGAUGUUCUACUAACCAGAGUUGCUACAACUGGCGUAGUUAAAUUGCAAUUUAUGUUUAAAAGUAUUGAAUUCAAUGUCUACGAUGUAGGAGGUCAACGCUCAGAAAGGCGUAAAUGGAUACACGUAUUUGAUGAUGUUAAUGCUAUUAUUUUUGUUGCGGCAAUUAGUGAAUAUGAUCAACGGGUUAGGGAGGAUAACAGAACGGUAAACAAAAUAAAACUCAAAAAUUAAC